Mustela erminea (ermine) is the source of this 2637-nucleotide messenger RNA. RefSeq names its product neuritin 1 like (gene NRN1L). The coding region runs from base 293 to 973 and encodes 226 amino acids. The transcript is spliced from 3 exons. The record is from RefSeq and is a predicted model, not a curated record. Lineage: Eukaryota; Metazoa; Chordata; Mammalia; Carnivora; Mustelidae. Gene Ontology annotation, cellular component: plasma membrane. Gene Ontology annotation, biological process: neuron projection extension; nervous system development.
UAAGCCUGGUGCCUGGACACCCACUCUCAUCUACAUAGCUGCUCUCCCAGGUCCCCUUUCCAUUUCUGAGACAAGGGCCCUGAGGUCAGCUCUGCAAUUUGCCUUGUCGCCAGCUCUUCUCUCUGGGGUCCCUCCCCUCCUUUGCCAAUCUGAGUACUAGGGCGGGGCUGCCCAGCUGGCUUUGGGCCCCGCCCCGAGCUCCCAACCAAUCACAAUCCCUUCUUUCGGGGGCUGGGCUGAAGGGCUCUGCUUCCAAGCUGCUAGAGCUCCAGCACUAGGCUCCCAGGCGGGGAUGAUGCACGGCUACUGCUCCUGUCACCACUGCCAGAGACUGCCCCGAGCUUCCGGUGUGCUGGGGCUGUUGCAGCUGUUGCUACCGCUCGGGGGGAGCCAAAGCAGGUGGAUCCCCAGAUGUGCCCGUUGGUUCCCUUGGGUGCCUCUGACGCUGAGUCACGUCCCCCGAGCACAUGCAGGUAAACAAGCCCCUGGGGGCUUGGCGGUGAAGGGGGGCAGGGCUGCUCAUCCUAUCAACCACUCUCCACCCCCACCCCUAGUCCUUGUAUCUCCCCUGGCAGCAGCUGCAACGGGCCCAGGGGGCUGUGACACCAUAUACCAGGGGUUUGCUGAGUGUCUCAUCCGCUUGGGGGACGGCAUGGGCCUUGGAGGCGAGCUGGACACUGUCUGCAGGUCUUGGAAUGACUUCCACGUCUGUGCCUCCCAAGUCCUGUUGCGCUGCCCAGAGGAGGCUGCUGCUGUGUGGGAGUCACUACAGCAAGAAGCUCGCCAGGCCCCGCACCCAGACAACUUGCAUGUUCUCUGCGGCACCCCUGUGCGUAUCAGGGAGCAUGGCAUAGGCCCUGAGACCAACCAGGAGACGCUGCAGGCAAGAGCAUCUGCACCCACCCCAGCCCCGACGCCCCCACUGCUGGCAGCUGCUCUGGCGCUCGCCUGCCUCCUGGGGCCUCUGGCCUAGCCAGUCUGGUGGAGCAGCAGCACCCCUGCCUCCUACCCUGCUCUGGUAGCUGCGCUUGGGGCUCGACACAGUGCCCUUGGCUUUCAUUAAAGGUAUUUAUAUUUGUACUAAGCUUCCUUUCUUCUGGCCAUUGCCAGCCCUGCUUUGUUGGGGCAGAGCCUCCAGAAGCUGAUCUCUGGGGAUGGAUGGGCAGGGCCCAUGGCCACCACAGGGGACUCAAUCUUUCUACUUAAAGAUACUCAUUUCCCAGGGCUGGCUGUGCAGAGUUUUCCAUCGUGUGCAGGUUCUAGGAGCUACAGUGGUGACCUGAAAUCUUCUGGAAUGCAUUGCCUUCCUCUCUUCUCUUGGGCUGGCAUUUCUCCCCAAGGCUGCCCCUCCUGCCCUGGCCCCCAUGGGCAUGUGAGGGGGUGAAGUGUACCAGCCCACCCCAUCUCCACGUUUGUUUCAGCCUCCAUGUUCCUGCCAUCUUUGCUAACUAUGUCUUAGCCUUCAAGACAGAUUAAGUGCUCUGUCCUCUCCCUCUCUGGUGUCCUGGUCUACCUGAGGGGAAGCUGUUCCAGGAGAUGGGGAGUCCCUGUUUGGGUCUAUAUUCAAGUCCCUGAGGUGACCUGGAGCUGCAGAAACGGGUUAUGAUGAGGGUUCCUCUGGCCUCUCAUGUACCCAAGCUUCUCCUUUGAGAAGAGGUAUGCAGUGUGACGUCAAUAAUCCCAGAAGACUUUCUGGAAGCAUGGAAUGAGUGUGUGAUGUGAGAGGAAACCCUGUGCAUCCUGGUGGAGAGAGGCAAGAAUCCACAUGGGCAGAAUCCUGAGGGAAGGAGGAGUCCUCAGAGAGGGUGAAACGCUCUCUCAAUCAGUCCUCUACCACCACCUCUAGGACCUUACUCCUACCCACCACCCCAUGACUUGUGUGGGCAGUGCCAUGGCCUCACUGACUUCUGCUCUCAUCCCCUCUGCUUUACUCUCCUUUUUUUUUUUUUUAAUUUAGAACCAAUUCCAAAGUUAAAGCUCCUUUUCAUUGUCUAUGCAGCCCCACCUAAGCCAGUUCUGCCCACAGUUGAUUCAGUCCACUCCUGCGACUCCCCUCUGUCUGAGCCUGGAACAGGGAUCUACCUACUCAGUCCUUGGCAUCAGGGAGGCUUCAGGGAGGGCAUGUUAUAGGAAGUGAUAAGGGAGGUCAGGAUGUGGGACUUAACAGGUGGUGGAGGAGAGAUGGGCUGAGUUGGAGACGACUUUACAAGAGGAGCCCAAAGGAAUCAGGGUAGGAACCCAGAGCUUGGUAGACUAGGUUUACACUAAAGCCCAUGCUGGGGGACUGCUGCCUCCAGGACUGAAUAAGCCUAAUUGAACCCUUCCUUGUUUGGCUCCAGGGUGACAGGAGCCUCCAGAGACCUCCAUCCUUGUGUAUAGCAGCCCUACUUCAUCCGUUCUUCCCAAACAUCAUCCGAUUCCAGUUAGCUCAGAUACCUCCGUCAACUCUGUCUGCCCAACGUUUGCUCCUCUGCUUCAUUCACUUUUAUCUCCACUUUUAUCUCCCAGCCAGUCAUUACCAAUCUUCUCACAUGACCUAAAGGAGAAAAUUCAGGAGGAAAUUCCUCCCACAUCUGCCCCACUCUGACCACCAGAAUUUUCCAGAAGGAAAGGCCAGGCUUUUAUCCCUUUAGGUCU